AUGGACGAUUUAGACUCUGUUUCAACGGAAAAACCUCGACCCCAAAGUGUUAAUAGUAUUUUAUCGUCUACGACUGAAAAAUACUUUCCUCCAAAAGGAAAAACUCAUAGCUCAUCACAACAUUCUUCAAAUUCACCUUUUUUACCCAAGUUGUCUCGACCCAGCGGUAUAAAAAGAACUGCAUCAUAUAGCAGUUUUCUUGGUGCAAAAGACACGACAUCUCCGUCAACAACCACUUCAGAACGGAAUUCGAGUUUUCAUAUUGGUACUUUUAAUUUUUUUCAGAAUGAUGAAUCACCUACAACUUUGACCAAGACACCAACAUACGAGUAUUAUGGCUUUGUGCUAUAUCUUGUAUCGUUUAUUGCUUUUGUGAUUUAUUUAUUAUGGGCAUAUUUACCUGACGACGCUUUGAUAUCACUAGGAAUAACUUAUUAUCCGAGUAGAUAUUGGGCACUGGCUUUACCCGUCUGGACUUAUGUCUUGAUCCUGUUUAUUUACAUCGCUUUCGUAUCGAUUAACUUUUUAAACACUGCACCAUUAGAUUCAUUCAAUACAAUCACAGACGAUCAUGCCAAUGUCGGUCAAAAUCUAUCUCAAUUGUCUGGUAUUACUGACGACUUUGUACCAGAGUUACAUGACAUUCCGAUUGGUAUCGUUAAUGCUUGUCUUUAUCAAAAUCUAAGGGACUGUCAAAUAAAAGAGAGGAGCGAGAAGCAGUAG
Messenger RNA from Ambispora gerdemannii, 723 nucleotides. NCBI's taxonomy places the organism in Eukaryota, Fungi, Glomeromycota, Glomeromycetes, Archaeosporales, Ambisporaceae. The record is from the annotation of a GenBank genome assembly.